Messenger RNA from Aspergillus fumigatus Af293, 549 nucleotides. RefSeq lists its product as uncharacterized. Lineage: Eukaryota; Fungi; Ascomycota; Eurotiomycetes; Eurotiales; Aspergillaceae. The record is from RefSeq and is a predicted model, not a curated record. The coding region runs from base 1 to 549 and encodes 182 amino acids. The transcript is spliced from 3 exons.
AUGGGUUUAGCCGUCGAGUCGGGCGUUGAAAAACUUGGCUGGACACCCGCUCCGUCGGUUAUCGAUUCUUUCUUCUCCUAUGAAGAAAACUCGCUUUGGAGGCGGCGCAAGUUAAAGGCGGCAGAGGGCCUUGAUUCGGUGGGCUCAUCCGGAACAAUGGCUGGCGAAGACACAACGGAAAAGGCGAAACAGUCGCUCAUGCAACGAGCCAAGGCAUGGGGAGAAAACCCAUUCCCUCCCACUCUCCUGGCGUCUCUCAUCACCGCGCAGCACAUGCGUCCCUUCCAGUUCCUGCCAAUGCUAUUCCCCCCGGUCCUUCUAUUCACCAGCUAUGCGAAUAUCCAGGGCUUCAAAACAGACAGCGCCGGGAUCAGCGCCGCAUGGUCGGGCCUCUAUCUUCUCCUUGCAGGUCGGCGACGGCAGCCGUUGAUGAAGAAAUGGGGCGCGCGGGGAAUUGUUCGCGGCACGACCAUGGGCCUUUGCCUGCUCAAUAUGGUGGGCGGUGGAUUGGCUUAUACCCUGGGGAAGAGAGAAGACCAUGAUGAGUGA